Molecule: messenger RNA, 1177 nt
Organism: Strongylocentrotus purpuratus (purple sea urchin)
Lineage: Eukaryota; Metazoa; Echinodermata; Echinoidea; Camarodonta; Strongylocentrotidae
Exons: 3
Coding region: 111-944 (277 amino acids)
Molecular function (GO): metalloendopeptidase inhibitor activity; protein binding
Source: RefSeq, a predicted model, not a curated record
UACUAUUACAUAGAACAGUUGCUCUUCCAUUCAAAAGCAUAACAGGAUUGUGGUAAUUAGAACCAAGUAAAAAAUCAUUUCCUUCUCUCUUCUCUCCCUCAUAAUUUUCAAUGAAUGGAACAGUUAUCCAGGCUAAAAUCCUAGAGAGGAAGAGGAUUGAGCAUCCGGACAAGAGUCGUCCGUUGAAUUAUCGUUUCUUGAUCGGCUACCGUGUGGAGCUCCUGACCGUGUUCAAGGGAGGAGAUUUCCUAGGAGAAGCUGAUGAGAUAUGGGUCCAGUCUCCCGAUGCUGGUGGACUCUGCGGUGUUACUGGAUUAAUCAUUGAUGAUGUAUAUCUACUAUCAGGUCGUAUCAAACUGGACCUUAACUACGUGACAUACUGUGAUAUGUGGUUCGAAUGGGAUAAGUUAACUGAGGAGCAACUAGUCGGCCUGACAUCUAAAUACAGCAAUAACUGCGCCGAUUGUAGGAUAAGAGGCGUAAUUGGAAUCAUCAAUAUAGACACUCAUUCCGAAGACAAAUAUACGGCUUCAUAUGUGGAUAAGUCCCCUCUUUGGGAUGACGGAAGUUGUCGUUACAACCCUGUUGCAUCUCUCUUCUACAAGUCGCACGAUUGUGAGACGCAGUACAGCCACUGCAUAUGGGCCAACGACACUUGCCUAUGGGAACCUUCAAGAAACUACAACCUUUGCUACAAUGCUCGGGAAGCGGUGUGGAGACAUCGCAACAAAAUGAAACGCCUAGCCGCCGAUGUACCUAAAACUAGACCACGAUGCAAGAGUUCCGCGACGAGAUACAUAAGGCGCUGUGCCGCGGCCAAAGAGAGGAGAAGACAGAAGAAACAGGAGAGAAGAGAAGGACAAAGGCCACCUGUCAAAUACCUUCAAAUUUUACUUAAUGGAACUAGAACAGCACUGGAAACAUCAACUGCUUUGAUGGAAUGAUGAUUAAAAAAUAAAACCCCAGAGAUGGACUGUUUCUUUCCCUGUUCUAUUCUGAAUAAAAGAUACAGUAUCCUUGCAUCUGGGAAAAAACAACCUCUAAUGACUGUUGAGCCUUUUGAACGAGGAAGCUACUUCACAAUAAAUUAUUUGGUGUGGCUAGUUCUCUGCAGUCAUUGUCCUCCACUCACAAAAGUCCUGACUUCAAAGUUCAACCAAACAUUGUAUCUAACACA